Toxotes jaculatrix (banded archerfish) is the source of this 2337-nucleotide messenger RNA. RefSeq names its product toll-like receptor 5. Lineage: Eukaryota; Metazoa; Chordata; Actinopteri; Toxotidae. The record is from RefSeq and is a predicted model, not a curated record. The coding region runs from base 254 to 2188 and encodes 644 amino acids. Gene Ontology annotation, cellular component: extracellular matrix. Gene Ontology annotation, molecular function: protein binding. The transcript is spliced from 2 exons.
GCAUAGCAACAAACUACUGCAAAGGUACUUCCCUUCCUCAUGCAAAUCUGGACUCUGGCUAAAAAGGGGAAAUCCUGUUCAGCGUCAUGUUUGCGCUGCAGGGUCAGUGGAAUGCCCAACGUAUGUGACGCAAACACUCACAGAUAAAAACGCCACCAACAGAAAUCUCUGCAGAACUGGUCGUUGGUUUUAACACUGCAGUGAUCGGAUCGUUAUCUCACCCAAGAAAGGUGGAGUACUUCAAGCAGUGAGGAUGAGGAUGCUGGGUCUUCAGGUGCUUGCCAUCUGUGUUUUCCUACAGGUGCCAGGAUGUUUCCCAUCAUGCCUCAUAAGGGGCUCUGUAGCCCACUGUGCCUACCGGAAUCUCGUAUCGGUUCCUGCUCUCCCUCCAAACAUCACCCACCUGUACCUGGAGAAAAAUCGCAUCGGUGAGAUUAACUCCAGCUCCCUGUCAGGUCUCGAGCAGCUGCAGGAGCUGGACCUGGGAGGACAGAAGGUGCCGCUUGUGAUCAGAAACAACUCCUUCAGCAGACAAAGUCGGCUGAGGAAGCUGGAUCUUGGCUACAACAAAGGCCUUCAGCUGGAGCCGCAGGCCUUCGUGGGGCUGUCCAGUUUGCAGACGCUCCACCUGUAUUACUGUUCACUUCAAGAGAACAUACUGAUGGACAGCUUUCUGCAGCCACUGUCCUCCUUAGAGACUCUCGACCUCUUUGGUAACCAUAUAAAGACACUCCAGCCUUCAAUGUUCUUUGCAAACAUGACUAAUUUGACAAAUCUGAAUCUCAAGCUGAACAAAAUUGACAAAAUAUGUGAAUCAGAUCUGGUUGGUUUCCAGGGAAAGCACUUCAAGGUCCUGAACUUGGACUCUGUUCACCUCAAAGCCAUGUCUGAGGAAAGUUUUGACUGGCAGAAAUGUGGGAAUCCUUUCAGAGGCAUGUCCUUUCAGAUGCUCUACCUGUCCAACAGCGGGUUGAGUGCGGUUAAUUUGAGGCAGUUUUUCAAAGCUAUUGAGGGGACAAAGAUCUCCUCUCUAAAACUGUCAGGACCAAUGGGUAAAGGAUUUUCAUUCAAUAAUCUCCCCGACCCAGACCGCACGACAUUUGAGGGCUUGAAGAACAGUUCAGUCCUCACUUUGGAUCUGUCUAAAAGCUUUAUAUUUGCACUGCAACAGGGGGUUUUUAGUCCACUGAAAGAAGCCGUAAACAUUGACCUUUCCCAAAACAAGGUGAAUCAGAUACACAGAAAUGCCUUUGAAGGUCUUCAGGGUCAUUUAAAAGAGCUCAACCUGUCACAUAACCUGCUCGGGGAAAUCUAUUCUUACACCUUUGCUUCUCUGACAAACCUGCAAGUGUUAGACUUGUCUCACAAUCACAUUGGUGUGCUGGGUUAUAAGUCAUUUAGUGGACUUCCCAGCCUGAAAUCACUGUUUCUGAGAGGAAACUCUCUGCAAGAAUUAGGUUUCCCUGCUUCUUUACCAAGUUUAGAUUAUCUCCUGUUGAAUGACAAUAAGCUGACGCCCUCAGCAGUGAGAAGCAUCACUUGGUUCGCGAGUAAUAUCAAGUAUCUGAACAUUAUGGAUAACAGAUUAACCGACCUGGCAGAUGUUUACACCUUUUUGAGUAAGCUGAAACGUCUCCAACAUCUCUUCUACGGCGGAAACACAAUCAGGUGGUGCACACUCAGUAGCCAAGAGUCAGCAAUUGGUCCGAAUAAUCUCCAGAUCCUGGAUCUACACAGCAGCUCCCUGCAGUAUGUUUGGUCUCAGGGCAAAUGUCUGAAUCUCUUUGACAAUCUUGGAAAUGUGACCACUCUCAGCUUGAGCUUCAAUGGACUGCAGUCGCUUCCUCAAGCCGUUUUCAAAGGUCUCACUUCAGUAGUUAAGAUGGACCUCUCUUCCAACACCCUGACAUAUCUUCAGCCUGACGCAUUACCCAAAAGUCUGAAAGUACUCAACCUCUCCAACAACUUCAUAGCCUCCCCAGACCCUGCUGCUUUCCACUCUCUAAGCUUCCUCGACCUAAACAUGAACCGAUUCCACUGCGACACUGACCUGAAGAGUUUUCUGAAUUGGCUCAACAGGACCAACAUAACCUUCAUGAGUCCUGUUCAGCAGCUCAGAUGUGAAUUUCCCUCUGGUUUCUAUAAUGUUCCUUUGUUAAAUUACUCCGCUCAGCUCACACAGCAGUAAAACCACUUAAAGGUCAUGUCCGUCAGAGUCUUAGCCAGUAAAAUGGUGCACUGGUGUCGUGUAUUGUUGAUAGGAGCAGUGCAUGUGGAUCAUGUUCUCUGUGUGAUCCAAAAGUGUCAGAAAUCUGAAAUGUAAGAAAAAUAAAAUCC